GUAGUAAAAUCAUUUCUACGCGGGCAUUAGAUGUUCUUAGGAAACUUUGUAUGACGCUGAUUUGUGCUUUAAUAGGCAUUACGUUAAGGAAAAAUCGUUUAAUUUAUUAUCAGUUUGCAAACAUAAGAAAUAACAUUAUUUUAUUUGCAUUUAAGACUAUUAUCAGUGCUUUAAGUAGUUUGUCAAUCUGAUGGUGUUACUUUAAUUAAGAAAUAAAUUAUACACUUACAUUCUGUCUGACAAUGAAUAUUUUGAGAUUUUUGCAACAUUUUACAAUAGUCCUUAUUGUCAUAUUCCUGGCCGUUGACGGGAAACGAAAAUCCAAAGGAUCUAAAAGUAGGGGUGGGCAAAAAUACAGCGGCAAAUGUAAGCCAAAGAUAAUGGCCGAGUAUGAAUUAGCUUUUCACGGAAGUUGGUCUGAAGAUUUGUACCCAAGGAUGUUUCCCAAAUAUAGACCACCUGCGCAAUGGUCAAAAUUAAUCGGUCGGACUCAUUCUGAUCAUUAUACAAUGUGGAGUGAAGGAUCACUUGCGUCAGAAGCUGUACAGAAGUUUGCUGAAGAAGGUGACACGAGUGGGUUUGAUUUUGAAGCACAAGCAUAUGGAGGAGUCAGGGACAUGUUUACAGCGGCACCAAUAAGAGCUGGUUUAGGCAAGACUGCAACCAAUUUCAUUACGGAUGGUAGCCACACAAAGGUGUCAUUUAUGGUCAAGCUUAUUCCAAGUCCUGACUGGUUUGUUGGCGUUGCAUCGUUUGACCUUUGCGAGCGCAAUCGAUGGAAAAGCCAUCUUAAAGUUGAUCUAUAUCCUAUGGACGCUGGUACAGAUCGUGGACUAACUUUUACCUCCCCGAAUUGGCCAUCUAAUCCGAAACAACCAAUCUAUAUGCUGUCUCCUUCCUUACCUGCUCAUACAGCCAGCGCAUUCCUUUACCGUAACAUGACAUCACUUCCGGCAAUAGCUAAAGUUUAUCUAACGAAAGUGUCAGAAUACAGACGAAAAGGAAAAACGCCACCAGCGAUUAAACAAGAGAGGAACAUGGUAAUAUUUGACAGUCUAGACAGUAGUAAAGUCAUUCCAGAGCUAGAGAAAAUCAUUGACCGGACAAUUACUCAAAACAAGGAGCAAAGACGUAAUGAAAUUGCAGCACCAGAAGCCGACACAAAAACAGGAACAGAUUCAGGCUGCAUUGUAUCACAGUGGACAGAUUGGUCAUCCUGUACAGUGACAUGUGGCUUUGGUCGACAAGAAAGGCGACGAACUAUCAUCCGUAGAGCUUUAUUACCAGGCCAAUAUUGCCCGGUUUUGAGAGAGGACAGGAUUUGCGAGUUAGCGAAAUGCCGAUGGGAAGCUUUUAAGUUUUUAAAACAUAACGGCUGAUUUGAGAAAUGACCGAUUAUUUAAUUACAGCUAAAUCACAUUCCAGUAUAAUAUAUUCAUCAUUGAUAUCAUUUUUUUUUGUCCUUUUGUUGUUAUUUAUUAAUACAUCUUAAUAUGUUUUAUAUUGUGUUAAAUUAAUGCUGAACUAAAUAGUGCUUUAUUCGAAUUGCGAAUAGAAAACUCUUUGCUUAUUCCUUAUACCAAAUUUUAAAAUCAUACCAAAGAUAUUUUAUCUGACUAAUCAGAAAUUUCUUUUAUUGAUGAAAAAUAAACUAUGAAUUUAAAAACCAUUUUGGUUGUUGAUAAAUAUUACGAUAUGAGUGGUUCACAAGUACUUUUUCAAAUUUUGUUGCAAUACAGUUUUUUUUUACAGAUAAUUCAAUAUUUUGAAUGUUGUGCAAGUGCUUAUCAUUUUUUUUUAAUUUAUAAUUUUACGGGUCUUCUUUGUAAAUAUUGUAUUUAACAAAUUUUGUUGUAUAAUUAAUAAGAAUUAAAUCGAUUUUUUGCUUAUUUAAGAAGGGCAAUCUAAGUUUCGUUUAAGAAACAAAAUGUUAGUUGUGAGAGAAAAUACCAGUGAUAUCGAGGAUGCUUCAUUAAAACUUCCAUCUUAGGCGAGCUUAAGUAAAAAGAGAUCAAACAGAUAAACAUGUUUUAGCAUUAUCUAUUUUUCAACAUUGUUAAAAAAGACAUUUACACAUAGAUACUAAAAUCAGAAGAAAAAAUAAUUUGUGUAUAAUGAAGAACAAUUCUUUUGAACUACAGCAUACACUAGCUUCUAAUCUACGUUAACACUUUUUAUUUUUGAGUUUGUUGUUGUGUUUCAUAUGCUGUUAUAAUAAAGCAAUAAACAUUAUAGAUAAAAGA
Molecule: messenger RNA, 2243 nt
Organism: Ruditapes philippinarum (Manila clam)
Lineage: Eukaryota; Metazoa; Mollusca; Bivalvia; Venerida; Veneridae
Product: spondin-2-like
Exons: 4
Coding region: 243-1379 (378 amino acids)
Source: RefSeq, a predicted model, not a curated record